UGUAAAGAUGUCUUGGUUUAGAGCUAGAGCUUUAAAAACAAGCUGAGGCUUGCAACUCAGUAGUAGUCUUCUGGCUUCCUUGUUGAUGUAGUACCUAAACCGGCCAGCAGAGCGCAGCAGAGGGUUCAGCGGUGCUCCUGUUCUGGCAGAAGAAGAAGAAGCCGGAAGAGCCCGUCAUGUUGGAAACAAACGUGGAGAGAACAGUCUGGAAAGUUCUGCGGCCGAACCACAGCGCGUGCGAACGGUAAUUUCAACUGAAAGGUACCGCUCAUCCCGGAAAAUGUCCGUGAUCUCAGAGGAAAACGCGCGGGGCGGCGACCACAGCGUCUUUAAGGACAUCAGCGCCGACGACGAAAACCAGCAGCCCACGGAGAUCGAGAGUCUGUGCAUGAACUGCCACCAGAACGGUACCACCCGCCUGCUGCUGACCAGAAUCCCCUUCUUUAAGGAGAUCAUCGUCAGCUCGUUCAGCUGCCCCGCCUGCAGCUGGUCCAACACCGAGAUCCAGUCUGCGGGGCAGAUCCAGGAGCAGGGCAUCUGCUACACACUGAGGAUCCGAACCAAGCAGGACCUGAACCGGGAGGUGGUGAAAGCCGACAGCGCCACCACCAGGAUCCCCGAGCUGGACUUUGAGAUCCCCCCCUUCACCCAGAAGGGCUCCCUCUCCACUGUGGAGGGCCUCCUGGACCGGGCCGUGUCGGGCCUGGAGCAGGAGCAGCCUGCAAGGAGGGCAGCAGAACCCGAGCUGGCCCACAAGAUAGAGCAGUUCAUCCUGAAGCUGAAGAAGCUGAAAGACGUCGAGCAGGAAUUCACUCUGGUGAUCGAGGAUCCGUCGGGGAACAGCUUUGUGGAGAACCCCUCGGCCCCCCACAGGGACGAGGCCCUCACCGUGACCCGGUUCAAUCGGACGGCCCAGCAGGACGGCCAGCUGGGGAUCCGGGCCGACGACGACGACCUGGACGAAGAACCGGCCGGCAACGACGUGGAAACCAUGAAGAGCGAGGUCCUGGUCUUCAACACCAACUGCCCGGAGUGCAGCGCGCCGGCCUCCACCAACAUGAAGCUGGUGGACAUCCCCCACUUCAAGGAGGUCAUCAUCAUGGCCACCAACUGCGACAGCUGCGGCCAUCGCACCAACGAGGUGAAGUCGGGAGGGGCCACCGAGGCGCUGGGCACCAGGAUCACGCUGCACGUCACCGACCCCUCAGACAUGACCCGAGAUCUGCUCAAGUCUGAGACCUGCUGCGUCCUCAUCCCCGAGCUGGAGUUCGAGCUGGGCAUGGGGGCUCUGGGGGGCAAAUUCACCACCCUGGAGGGUCUGCUGAAGGACAUCAAAGACCUGAUCGUGGUGAAGAACCCCUUCAUCUGCGGGGACAGCAGCACGGAGGAUCGACUGCAAAAGCUCACCCAGUUCGGGGAGAAAAUAGACCAGAUCGUGGCGGGAGAAAUGAAAAUCCACGUCAUCCUGGACGACCCCGCCGGGAACAGCUACCUGCAGAACGUCUACGCCCCCGAGGAAGACCCGGAGAUGACCGUCGAGAAAUACACCCGCACGUUCGAGCAGAACGAAGACCUGGGCUUGAACGACAUGAAGACGGAAGGCUAUCAGGAGGAGAAGUGAGGCCCAGAAGAAUGAAAAAAACAUCUUUAUGAUUUCUGUAGAGAUUUCCUUCCAGGUUCAUCUUUUUAAGUUGCAGACUGGGAAGAUGGUUGCUUCCAGAAAGACCUCUGAACUGUAAAAACCUUUUAAGUUGAUCGAUUGUAAAUAAAACGCAACGUGGAGGUAACUGGAUCUGUUUGACUGCUGAUGUUAAUAAAAGUCUUUGCUUUCUUGUGACAGAA
Messenger RNA from Oryzias latipes (Japanese medaka), 1842 nucleotides. RefSeq names its product ZPR1 zinc finger (gene zpr1). The record is from RefSeq and is a predicted model, not a curated record. Gene Ontology annotation, cellular component: nucleus. Gene Ontology annotation, molecular function: zinc ion binding. NCBI's taxonomy places the organism in Eukaryota, Metazoa, Chordata, Actinopteri, Beloniformes, Adrianichthyidae.